AUGGCACAGACACCCAGCGUCCCCUACCGAACCACGGGCUCCACCUUGCUGCACCCGCUCAGCCAGCUCCUGGGCAUCCCGCUGGACCAGGUCAAUUUUGUAGCCUGUCAGCUGUUUGCCUUGUUGGCUGCUUUUUGGUUUCGCAUUUAUUUGAGCCCCAGCAAUGUCAGUUCCGUUGUUCGUCAUGCAUUUGCCACUCUCUUUGGAAUAUACUUUGCUGUUUUCUGUUUUGGAUGGUACUCGAUCCAUAUUUUUGUACUGGUGAUGAUGAGCUAUGGCAUCAUGAACAUUGCAAGUAUUCUCAACAUCCACAGGUACUCCUUUGUGGUAGCCAUGGGAUACCUCACAUUGUGUCACAUUAGCCGAAUAUACAUAUUUAAUUAUGGUAUUCUCACUACAGAUUUCUCUGGCCCACUGAUGAUUAUUACACAGAAGAUCACAACUCUUGCAUUCCAAGUGCACGAUGGAAUAGGCCGACAAGCUGAGGACCUCACUGCUGAGCAAAAUCGUCUUGCAGUAAAAAUAAGACCUUCCUUACUGGAAUAUUUGAGCUAUCUCCUCAAUUUUAUGAGUGUCAUAGCUGGACCUUGCAGCAAUUACAAGGACUAUAUAGCCUUCAUUGAAGGGAGGCAUGUGCAUAUGAAACUUUUAGAAGUGAACUGGAAGCAAAAGGGUUAUGACAGACUUCCCGAUCCUUCUCCAACUGGGGCUGUGAUAUACAAACUGUGUAUCACAUUUGUAUCUCUCCUUUUGUUCUUGACACUUACCAAGACCUAUCCUGUUACAUACAUUGUUGAUAGCCAGUUUAUCAAUAACACAUCCUUCUUGUCAAGACUUGGCUACCUGUAUAUCGUUAUGCAAGCAUCGAAGCCAAAAUAUUACUUUGCAUGGACAUUAGCUGACGCGGUCAACAAUGCAGCUGGCUAUGGAUUCAGUGGUGUUGAUGAUCAAGGCAAUUUUCAUUGGGACCUGCUAUCCAACUUAAAUAUAUGGAACAUUGAGACUGCAACAAGUUUCAAAAUGUACAUUGAAAACUGGAACAUUCAGACGGCUGCCUGGCUAAAGCGUGUUUGCUAUGACAGGGCUCCAUGGUACCCCACAGCCUUAACAUUUAUCCUGUCAGCCUUGUGGCAUGGUGUCUAUCCUGGAUAUUACUUUACAUUCAUUACCGGAAUCCUUAUGACAUUAGCAUCCAGAGCAAUAAGGAACAAUUACAGACAUUACUUCCUCUCUUCAAAGCCACUCAAGGUGAUCUAUGACAUUGUCACGUGGUUUGUCACUCAACUGGCUGUCUGCUAUACUGUUGCACCUUUUGUUAUGCUGGCUGUUGAGCCCACAAUUAAGUUAUACAAGUCAAUGUACUUUCACAUGCACAUUCUAAGCCUCCUGCUGCUGCUGGUCCUACCAAUCAAACCUCGAGACCACACCAUGAGGCAGCUUCAGAAUCAAGUCACACACAACUCUGUUAAAAACAAGAAAGAAAAAUGA
Messenger RNA from Emys orbicularis (European pond turtle), 1488 nucleotides. It is a transcript of the gene MBOAT1, whose product is annotated as membrane bound O-acyltransferase domain containing 1. Bases 1 to 1488 code for a protein of 495 amino acids. Gene Ontology annotation, molecular function: acyltransferase activity. Gene Ontology annotation, biological process: lipid modification. The record is from RefSeq and is a predicted model, not a curated record. The transcript is spliced from 13 exons. Gene Ontology annotation, cellular component: membrane. Lineage: Eukaryota; Metazoa; Chordata; Testudines; Emydidae.